CUGCCUACGUCAAUGUUCUGCAAGUGAAUGAUGCCGAAAUAACUCAUCUCUCUAGACACAGGCCUGGAGAGUAUCAUAAUGGCAGCUAAUAUUGAAUUCACAGAUGAAAAUAUGCGACCUGGGUCCUAGUAUUGUUACCGAUGAUAUUGUGAAAUCAAUCUGAAAUCUUAAAUGAGAGUGUGAAACCAUGCUCCCUCUGGCUUGACUGUGGUGAAUGAUGGUGCUCGACCUGAGAGCAGGUCAACUCUAGUAUUUUUUUAUGUUGCCUGGCGUCUUGACAUUUUCAACAAAGUCUUCCGGAGAGCCGUCGAGGAGAGUGGUGAGGAGUGAACAGUGAAUACAAAGCCAUCUUGUGUGUGUUGGGAGAAUUCAUUGUCUUAAAGGAGAAAUUGGUUUGACUAUAUUUGGGGGAAGAAGAAGGUGUGUGUAUGACAUAAGUUCUGUCAUGAUUGGCACUUGAGACUGUUUGAAGAUGGUUUGUGUGUCCGUCACGUACCCUGUGACCCCCUCUCUCUCCCUCUUUCCCCAUCCCUCUGAUCUGGAGGAGUGAAGCCUUGUCAUCACCAGCAGGACCUCUCACUUUCUUUUUGAUCCAUAUGUGUGGAAAGAAACAAAGAGAGGCCUCUCAAUCAGGAUGGAAAUUCUUGCAACACUCAGAGUGACCUGUUUACUGUAUCUUCCGACUGAUUUAAUCAACCUCUCACCAACUACAGGGAUUAUCUUGAAGUGGACUAUAGUUCGCUAGCGUUGGGCGUCUUGCUGUGUCUUGUGAUUGGCCAUUGAGAAUCAAAGGAUUGAUUAAGGGGCCCUUAUUCAAAGCUGUUGCUUAAGGACUUCCUGUAUGUCAGUAUACAGUAUGUCACAGUAUAUGAGUGUGAGAGUGUGGGGAAGAUGUGUAUGGAGUUGGUGGAUGGAAUAGAUUAAGACAACGGGGCUUCAGUGGUAGUCUGCUGUUUGGGCUGAGUAGCGUUAAUAAUUACAGAGCUGUCCUUGACCUGGAACUGAAUGAAAUACGCUUCUCUCUACGUCAUCAUAAGAUGGUGCAUAACAGCUGAGUACCUGCUGGGGGUGCCAUUCAGCCAAAAUCAUACCUGAUCAUUCUGUAAAGUGAGCACCCCUAAUUUCGCUGAUUUAUUGCUGACAAUCGCUCUCAAUGGAAUCUAAUCAAAAAUCUGGGGAUGGACUGACGGGCAUGCAGAAAGAGGUCUCGCUGCGUGCGCUCAUUCAGCGCACAGGAUACCAAUUACUGCAGGAGAAUGGUCAGAGGAGGUACGGCGGACCCCCUCCGGGCUGGGAAGGCCCUCCCCCAGAGAGGGGCAGUGAGAUCUUUGUGGGGAAGCUGCCAAGAGACCUCUUUGAGGAUGAGCUGGUCCCCCACUGUGAGAAAUUUGGGAAAAUCUUUGAGGUUCGGAUGAUGAUGGACUUCAACGGCAAUAAUAGAGGAUAUGCCUUUGUUACCUUUUACACCAAAAAUGAAGCCAAGACUGCCAUGAAACAGCUCAAUAACUAUGAAAUCAGGAACGGAAGGCUCCUGGGAGUGUGUGCCAGUGUGGACAACUGUCGUCUGUUUGUGGGGGGCAUCCCCAAAUCCAAGAAGAGAGAGGAGAUCCUGACGGAAAUGAAGAAAGUAACAGAUGGGGUGUUGGAGGUGAUUGUUUACCCCAGUGCUGCAGACAAGACCAAGAACAGGGGCUUCGCCUUUGUGGAGUACAACAGUCACCGCGCAGCAGCCAUGGCCAGGAGGAAACUACUGCCAGGGAGGAUUCUGCUGUGGGGGCACGCCAUCGCCGUGGACUGGGCGGAGCCUGAAGUGGAAGUGGACGAGGACACCAUGGCAACGGUGAAGAUUCUCUACGUGAGGAACUUAAUGCUGGCCACUACAGAAGAGACCAUCGAGAAGGAGUUCAACAGUAUCAAACCAGGUGCUGUAGAGAGAGUGAAGAAGAUCAGAGACUAUGCCUUUGUCCAUUUCACCCAGAGAGAGGACGCGAUAAGCGCCAUGGACGCACUGAAUGGAAAGCUGGUGGAUGGCUCUCCCGUGGAGGUGACCCUGGCUAAGCCGGUGGAUAAGGACAACUACGUGCGCUACACCCGGGGUACAGGUGGCCGCGGUGGGGCCCUGCUCCAGGGGGAGUACGCCUGCACACUGGGCCAGGUGUAUGACCCCUCAGCAGCCUACCUGGGUGCCCCUGUGUUCUACGCCCCCCAGAUAUAUGCUGCUAUUCCUAAUCAGUUCCGCUUCCCUAUUGCCAAGGGGCUUGUGGGGGGCCGUGGCCUGGUGCGCACGCCCUCGGUCAGAGAAAUUUACAUGAAUGUACCUGUAGGGGCAGCGGGCAUACGCGGGAUGGGUGGUCGUGGAUACCUUGCCUACGCAGGUUUAGGCCGAGGCUGUGCCACCUACCAGCUAAAGACAGACAAGCACCCCGAGGACAAGCUCUUUGACCUGCUGCCAGGAAUGGAGCUCACACCCAUGAACCCUGUGAAGCUUCCCGGUAUCAAACACACACCACAGAUCUUGGAGGAUGUGUGUCAGAAGAACAACUGGGGGCAGCCAGUUUAUCAGCUUCACUCUGCCAUCGGACCUGACCAAAGCCAACUGUUCCUCUACAAAGUCACCAUUCCAGCUCUUUCCACCCAAUAUCCUAAUGUGCAUCCGUUCACCCCAGCCAAGCUGUGUACAUCUGUGGAUGAGGCCAAGGUUCAUGCUGCGGAGCACGCCCUGCAUACCCUGGGUCUGCAGACAGAGGGUGCUGAGGCCUCCGCUGCAGCCGUUGCUGCAUUCCCAGGUUACACAAUAGCGAACACCUCAGCCUCAGUAGCUGCCUCCCAGCUCAAACAGGCCGUCUCCCUGCACCAGGACAUGGCAGCAUACACUACCUACGAAGGCUAUCCCGCCUUCACCGUGGCAACCCGUGGAGACGGUUAUGGAGUAUUCUAGGGUCAUCCUGGAACGGCAUCUCAUUCACCAGCAUUCAUUCGUAGUUCAGACUAUAUAGAACUACACUGAACAAAAAUAUAAACGCAACAUGUAAAAGAUCCCAGAAAUGUUUCAUACGCACAACAAGCAUAUAUUUCUCAAAAAAUGUUGUGCACAAAUUUGUUCACAUCCCUGUUAGUGAGCAUUUCUCCUUUGCCAAAAUAAUCCAUCCACCUGACAGGUGUGGCAUAUCAAGAAGCUGAUUAAACAGCAUGAUCAUUACACAGAUGCAUCUUGUGCUGGGGACAAUGAAAGGUCACUCUAAAAUGUGCAGUUUUGUCAUGCGAAACAAUGCCACAGAUGUCUAAAGUUUUGAGGGGGCGUGCAAUUAUCAUGCUGACUGCAGGAAUGUUCACCAAAGCUGUUGCCAGAGAACUGAAUGUUCACUUCUCUACCAUAAGCCACCUCCAACGUAAUUUUAGAGUAUGACCGGCCUCACAACCGAAGACCAUGUGUAACGAAGCCAGCCCAGGACCUCCACAUCUUGCUUCUUAACCUACGGGAUCUUCUGAGACCAGCCAACCGGACAGCUAAUGAAACUGUGGGUUUGGACAACCAAAGAAUUUCUGCACAAAUUCUCAGAAACCGUCUCAGGGAUGCUCAACUUGGUGUUCGUCUUUCUCACCAGGGUCUUGACCUGACUGCAGUUUGGCAUUGUAACCAACUUCAGUGGGCAAAUGCUCACCUUCGAUGGCCACUGGCACGCUGGAGAAGUGUGCUCUUCAGGGAUGAAUCCCGGUUUCAACUGUACCGGGCAGAUGGCAGACAGCG
Messenger RNA from Salmo salar (Atlantic salmon), 3748 nucleotides. Its product is annotated as APOBEC1 complementation factor. The record is from RefSeq and is a predicted model, not a curated record. NCBI's taxonomy places the organism in Eukaryota, Metazoa, Chordata, Actinopteri, Salmoniformes, Salmonidae. Gene Ontology annotation, molecular function: RNA binding.